This is a messenger RNA of Acanthoscelides obtectus, 2797 nucleotides long. The record is from the annotation of a GenBank genome assembly. NCBI's taxonomy places the organism in Eukaryota, Metazoa, Arthropoda, Insecta, Coleoptera, Chrysomelidae.
CGUAUGGGUGGGGGCGGCAGGGGCUUUUUAUGUAUCUGCGUCGUUGGCUGAAACAUGAAAGAGAAACUAAAGGGGAAUUGGGGGAUUUACAGAUACCACGCCAAGGGGAAUGACAUGAAUUAUUUGGUGAGUUCAAAGUUGUUUUUACAUCACUUACAACGUAAGCUUUCGCAAUCAUUCUCGUUUAAACGUAUUUCUUUGUUAAUCUGAGGCAGCGUGUAAGUUUAGGUGUGAUGAAUUUCAUUUGAGGUUAUAUACUUUUUUCAGAAAUCUUUUUAAUCUGGAGUAUCAGAAAGAGGUUCAGAAGAAUACAAGAACACAACAAAUACAUAGUCCAGUCAAUAAUUUAAGUAAAAAUAAGGAAUGUUUGUUGCUUGGUUUCGAACACUCCCUGCCCAUGUAUGAAGUGAAAAGUAGAAUGAACACAAGAAGCACAGAAAUGGGGAUCAUAAAAGAAGAUGCACAAACUGCACAGGCACAGGUUGCAGUCAGUACUAAAGUAGUGAGUGUGAAAGUGGAUCCAGUAACAGGAGAAAAAUUUAUCAUGCUGAAUGGAAAAAGAAUCAAAAUGGCAAACAUUGGUUUGAAUAAAAGUACCCUUGGAACCAAUGUUGAGAAAACAACUAGCUUGCCACUUAAAUUUCCUCAUAUACCGCAGAUAAUUAAUGAAAUAAAUAUCAAUGAUAUAGAUAAAAUACGGCAAAUAAACAAAAAUAAGCCAAUAAAUACAAUGUCACAUAGUCAUAAAAUGGGGAAUCCCAUGGCUGACGAUAAGGAAAGCACAAUUGUGGUUAUAUGUAAAAAUGAAAAGUGCGAGUUGGCAAAUAAAAUGAAAGUGAAUGUUGCAGAGUUGAAGCAGCGCAAAACAGAUACACCCAAAAUGGAGUUACUAGCAAGUAAUAUAAUUGUUAGGGAUGCAAAAGGUUUUGUUAAGACAAAGCCAGUAACAACAGCUGAAUGUUCCGUGGAAACAGACAUAACUUCUGAACACAUGGAUAUGCUUCUAAAAAAAAACUUUGAGAGUAAGGAGGUACAGACUAAUAUUAAAAUUCAGCCUGAUUGCAAGGUAAAUGAAAAUCUAGGCAUUGACUCCCCUUUGGAUGAAGUUGUUGGCUUUUUAUCUCCUAUAAGUGUGGCAGAAUAUUUAAAUCCUCUAGACCUUAAUCUGAAUCCAUCAAUUCCCAGAUCUGAUAAAUCUAGUAUUGAAAAGAAUCUUUUCAAAGAACUUAAAGCUGUAUUAGUUGCAGAUGAGAAAGGAAAUGUGCCUAUACAUCAAGCUGUUAUUAUGAAUGACUUGAAAAAAGUUAAACAAAGUGCAUGUAUCUUAAGUGUACUUAAUGUGCCAGAAUAUAUAGAUUUGAAAAAUGAUGAUGAUCUUACUCCUCUGUUCUUGGCCGUGAUACAUGGAGCAAGUACGGAAAUAAUCUUAUUUUUGUUGCAAAAUGAAGCAAAUGCGAACAAUGUUGACAAUGAUGGCAACAGUGUAUUACACUUGGCUGUUGAGUAUCAAAGAAGUGAUGCACUUGAAACUAUACUGUCUAAUUCCAGUUUAGAUUUGAAUCCUGUUAAUCACCAAGGUUUUACUCCUUUAAUCAUGUGUUGUAUGAGUAGCAGCCCUGUUAAUUACAGCUGUGCAUCCCUUCUUCUGCAUCAUGGUGCGGAUCCGAAUGUUAAAGAUGCUAACUCUGGACGAACUGCAUUAUUUCAUGCAGUUGAAAUUGGAAAUGAGGAAGCAGUGAAGCUGUUGUUGAAGCACAAAGCGGAUCCGAAAGAGAAGAACUUCUUUGGCACGAGUCCGCACGACGUAAUGUUCGAAAUCGACGUGUCGGAUUCGAUGAAGAAGCUGAUUUUGGGAAAGGCGAGCAAGAAAAGGACAUGCGAAGAUGCUGCUUUGCGAGGCACGGUGCUCGUAGAUAGAUCGGCGCAUGCUGCCUCGAGGGGCCCCCAGGCCAAGAUACUGACUUAUCCCAGCUUGAAGAGGAUUAAAACUGAAGAAUACAAUGCAUGCUCUGGUUUGACAAGAUAACGUUUUGUAAUGUAAUGUUACUCAAGUAACCCCCACUGUAACAGGGAUGUCAAAAAUUGAUCCUCUCGUAUAUUAAGAUAAUGAUUUUAGAUAUCUGUGCAUGAUGCCCCUGAAUUUGUGGAUCAUACUCGAAUAUACCGCAUAGAAACUAUCGAUUAUAUGAGGCCCACUAUUCAUAUUUUGAGCCUAAUCAUGCAAAAAUUUGCCAUUGGAAAUCAGUUUUUAAAAAUAUCGUCCAAUUAUAAUCUAUACCCUUUUUCAUGCGUUCAAAUCAUUUUUCACUCUGCUUGAGAUAUCUCCAAAACACGCGUCAUGAACGUAUCAACAGCUUCUGCCGACGAAAAUCGUUGUCAACGCAAUUUAUUUUCGAUCUAGGGUAACAAAAAUGAGUCAUUGGGUGCCAAAAAAUGGACUGUAUAUGGAAUGACCCAUUAAGUCAAUGUGUUGAGUGCUUGAGAGAAUGAUCGGAAGCCGCUUGUUGCUUUUCGUUAUUUUACAGAAGACUUUCGACAAACAAAUUGUUGUGUAGCAUUGAGAAUUAACCGUUCUUCGUUCCUCUAAAGGACGUUUUUUCGAAUAAGCAGGCGACGAACUUUUUUCGGUUUCGGCCCGUCUUGAAACCGCCGUACAGUCGACUGCUGUUUCCUUCCCGGCUCGUACACAUAGUUAUAGGAUUUCGUCACCUAUUGCAAUUUUUUUAAGCACCGCCGUUGUAUUUUUCGAGCAUCUUUUUGCACCAAUUAACACGAGCCUCUUUUUAGGCAUUUAUCA